GGAGCUACAGCCCAUUCUGGGGCAUGGUGCUGUGUUUGGAGUGCCCAGAAGGCUUUUACUGUAAGGCUGGUUCCAGCAAUUACACAGACUGUCCUGCAGGACAUUACUGCCCAAGGAAUACGGAGUUUGCCACACAGUAUCCCUGUCCACCAGGAACCUACAGUGAGCAGUUAAACACGAGGGAUGCCUCCAAGUGCCAGCUGUGUCCCCCUGGAAAAGUCUGCUCCAAAUCAGGCUUGACAAGUCCUGAUGGACCAUGCACACCUGGAUGGUUUUGUCCACCCGGAUCGGCAUCAGGCGAGCCAAUAUCCCUAGGGUCAGAAGUUUCACCUCGUGGGUCCUUCAGGCUAUGCCAAGCAGGAACAUUUUGUCCUGGUGGUUCAUCCCUUCCUAUUCCCUGUACCCCAGGCUCAUACUGUGCAUCUGCAGAGCUGGCUGCGCCAUCUGGUCCCUGUGAUGCUGGCUUUUACUGCAUUGGGGGGUCCACACUCCCCAACCCAACAGAUGGGGCAGUGGGAAAUAUUUGUCCUCCAGGCUACGUGUGUCGCCAAGGAAGUUCUUCUCCAUCUCCAUGUCCCUCAGGCUCUUUUUUGGCCCAUCAGGGUGGCCAAUCAGCACAAGAUUGCCAGCACUGUUUAGCAGGAUGGUUCUGCUCCCACCGAGGUCAAAGUACACCAGAGGGGAGAUGUAAGGAAGGCUGGUUUUGCCCAGAGGGGUCUGUAUCAGGCCUUAAUCCAGAUUAUAUAUGUCCUGUUGGUCACUAUUGCCCAACAGGCAGCCCAGAGCCCAAACCCUGUCCCUCUGGGAAAUACCAGGACCAGACUGGUCAAAGCCUGUGCAAGACGUGCCCAGCAGGAAAGUUCUGUGGCCCAGAAGUCCAAAUCCAAGAUCACAAGGAGACCUUUUCACAUGGAACGAUCAAGCCAGCAGAUUGCCCGGCUGGAUACUAUUGCCUCUCAGGAACUAAAACUGCCAAGCAGUACCCAUGCCCCAAGGGCACCUUCAGUAACCAGACUGGGCUGAGCAAUUCCAAGGACUGCAGAGCUUGCCCUGGGGGAAAAUUCUGUGCAGAUGCAGGUCUCUUGACCCCGAGUGGCCCUUGUUUGCCCAGGUAUUACUGCAUUUUGAAGGCACGUGUACCUAAUCCUGUUAAAGAUGAAACUGGAGACUUGUGCCCAGCAGGACACUUCUGCCCACUGGGUAGCAGCAGCCCAGUGCCAUGUCCCACUGGAACCUGUCAUGAUGGCUAUUACUGUGAUAUGAAAUCCACACGGCCAGACCAGAAACGCUGUCCACCUGGCUCAUACUGCCCCAAAGGCACGGAGUCCCCAAUUCCAUGUGCUGCUGGAAGCCUCAACCCACACGAUGGGAAAUGGCACUCAACAGACUGUCAGCCCUGCCCGGCUGGAUAUUUCUGCAGUGGUAUGAGUCUUCAUCAGUGUUGUUUGGUGUUUGGGGAAGAGGAGGAUCUGCCAUUCCCAUGGCCUGUGAGAGGGGGACCUACCAGACACAGGAAGGGAAAGAAUCAUGCUACAUCUGCCCAGCAGGAUUCUUCUGUGAACCAUCCAGCAAAAGUUCUGGGACACAGACUCCCAGGCUGUGCCCUACAGGAUACUUCUGUCCACCUGGUACCAGCAUUGGUACAGAACAUCCAUGUCCAAGGGGUACAUUUGGACCCAAGACUGGUGCCACUGGUGAAUCUCACUGUGAGCCCUGCCCAGCAGGCACGUAUUGCUCAUCUACAGCACUGUCCCAGCCAUCGGGGCUUUGCCACUCAGGGUAUUACUGCACCCAGGGAGCCAUCCACCCAGCCCCCAUCAGACACAAGGCGGAAUCUGCUGGCCUACCUCUGCCUGGAAAUGAUAUCUGCCCUCCUGGGCAUUUCUGCCCCAGUGGCACAAGCCAUCCUGUGCCCUGCCCUCCUGGAACCUAUUCCACCUCCCUGGGCCUGGGAGCAGAGGAGCAGUGCCAGCCCUGCCCAGCGGGACAGUACUGUAGUCAGGCAGGAUUGUCUGAUCUGUCCCAGACAUCGCCGUGUAGUGCAGGGUGUGGCAGUGUGGUCAUUCUCCUUUUUGUAUUGA
Molecule: messenger RNA, 2081 nt
Organism: Gopherus evgoodei (Goodes thornscrub tortoise)
Lineage: Eukaryota; Metazoa; Chordata; Testudines; Testudinidae
Product: zonadhesin-like
Exons: 13
Coding region: 24-2081 (685 amino acids)
Source: RefSeq, a predicted model, not a curated record